AUGUGUACAUAUCUAUCGGGUCUGAAGACAUUUCGAUCUCCUAUUCUUUCACAGAUAACAAACGAAAGCUUAGGCAGGGGGUCAUUCUCUGUGUGUUACAAAUGCUUAGAGAGGUCAUCGGGAAAGUUCUAUGCCGUGAAAAUAAUCAGCAAAGCCUCGCGCGUUGGCUCGCCCGUGGCCGUGGAGAUAGAGAACUUAAGGAAAUGUUUAGGAUUCAAACACGUGGUUCAACUCCACGAGACGUUAGACGAUGACGAAUACGACUACAUGGUUAUGGAGCUCCUGAAAGGAGGCGAGCUGUUCGAUCGCAUCAAGAGUAAAACCAAGUUUACAGAACUCGCGGCGGCGGAAGUGAUGGCCAAGAUCGUGGAGGCUGUAAAGUCCAUCCAUGCUAUACAUAUCGCACACCGCGACAUCAAACCAGAGAAUCUUCUCUACGACAGCGAGUCCGAUUCCUCCGAAUUGAAGCUUAUUGACUUUGGCUUCAGUAAAUCCGUUGAGGAUGGGAGUUUGCCACUUAAAACACCCUGUUUCACCGCAGCAUAUGCGGCACCUGAAGUCCUGAAAAACGACGGGGAAUACGACAUGUCCUGUGAUCUGUGGAGUGUGGGUGUCAUUAUGUACACCCUCUUGUGCGGCUAUCCGCCGUUCAAUGUGCGGAAAAAAUCCGACUCGGCGUUGUACGACACGAUCGUGUCUAACGGGGAGUUCAAGUUUAAGGACGAGGACUGGAGAGAUGUGUCUUCGGCGGCAAGAGACUUGAUCCAACGGUUUCUAGACGUGGUUCCUUCCAGGCGGAUAAGUGCAAAGGAAGCUCUCGCCCAUCCCUGGUUCAACGAGAUACGCGCACGCUCCAACAAACGCAAACUCAUGGCUCUACCCAGCUCAAACUUCUUGGACGCAGCAUCUGUGACCGACAAUAUAGAGGCGUACCGAAAGAUCAUUCCCAAACUGCAGAUGUCCGGCGUUAAAGACUCGGCCAUAGCGAAACGGAGAAAGCUCAAACACCUCUCGGAGUCAGGCGAAAGCGGGACAGAAGGAAACACUCCCACGAAGCUGGAUACCAAGCCUCAGUAGCGACGUCUCCC
Molecule: messenger RNA, 1088 nt
Organism: Sphaeroforma arctica JP610
Lineage: Eukaryota; Ichthyosporea; Ichthyophonida
Product: serine/threonine protein kinase
Exons: 6
Coding region: 1-1077 (358 amino acids)
Biological process (GO): intracellular signal transduction; protein autophosphorylation; peptidyl-serine phosphorylation
Cellular component (GO): nucleus; cytoplasm
Molecular function (GO): calcium-dependent protein serine/threonine kinase activity; calmodulin binding; calcium/calmodulin-dependent protein kinase activity
Source: RefSeq, a predicted model, not a curated record